This is a messenger RNA of Drosophila miranda, 1276 nucleotides long. RefSeq lists its product as uncharacterized. NCBI's taxonomy places the organism in Eukaryota, Metazoa, Arthropoda, Insecta, Diptera, Drosophilidae. The record is from RefSeq and is a predicted model, not a curated record. The transcript has 3 exons. The coding region runs from base 512 to 952 and encodes 146 amino acids.
AGGCGGCAUCGUCAUCAGAUGAGGCCUCCUUUUCCGUCCCCUUGGCAGAAAAUUGAUUAUGUUGAUGGCGAGGCAGCUUCUUGUUGGUCAGCUCUGUCUGGUGAUUGGCAGUGGCUGUCUCUGGAUCAACGAUUGGCACCACAUAGACGUCCCGGACUGACGGGGACAGACAGUUGGACAGCAAACUGACAGCGCCAACCGACUGCGAGCCCCAGCUCCAGCCCCACGUCCAGUCUUCCAUCGAGGUCCCUUUGUCGGUGGAAAGUGCAGCCGGACAUAACACAGGCUUCUCCCAGCUGUCAGUCCGAGGCACUUUACAUAACAUAUUCUCCUACGAGCAUGAUUCAAAUAAAAGGUACCCCAAUCGCAAAGCAGGCCUCGAAGUAGGCCUUUAAUUGGACGUUACAGGAACCCCACCCGUUCGUCAUAAACAGUCGGGCUUUGGAAGGAAGCACAUCUCGAAAAAAAAAAUAAAAAAAAAAUCUGUAAAAUCGUUGUGAAAAAAGUAAAAAUGUCUGAUGUGAAAAUAAAAUUCGAUUGGGGCGACGCCAGUGUGGAUCAGCCCAUGCCACAGGCCUUCAAGGAGAAGGAGGUGGCCAAGGCCGGCUGCCACACCCCCCGGGUCUACCGCUUCAAGGACAUCUACGAGGGCAAGAGGAAGCAGCAGCUGAGCAAGUGCCUCGAGGCGGAGCGCAAGCAGCGCGAGCUCCACAGCCGUCCAGUGCCCAACUUUCCCCAGAUCCACGAGCGCCAGGCGGCCAAGCCCGUCGUCCACCGUGUCACCCAGCCGGUCACCCCCAACGUGCUCAAGAACUCUGCUCCGGCGGAGAUGAGGCGCCGCCAGCGGCUGGAGGAGCAGCGCCUCCGUAAGGAGCGUGAGGACUACCAGAAGCACCGCCAGUUGACCACGUUCCGGGCUAGUCCCAGCCCGUUCAGCACUACGCCACGUUAGUGGGGAGUGGCCUUCCUUUUUCCCGUCAUCCCUUUGCCCCUUUUUCAAUUUUGAUUUGUUUCUUUGUUUUUAAAUUGUUGUUCAAAUUUGUUUUGUUGUUCGAAGAAAUUAAAUUACUAUAAUCAGCACAGACGUACACCCAUGAGUGCAUGAGUGUGAAUGACUGCACAAUCAAUUUGUUCGGCAUACCCUUGGCGAGGGGUACACCACCAAAGGGUCGAAACGAAACGCACUACAACGAAAUCCACCUCGAAAGGGUAUCCCUCAGUUCGGUCUCCCAGGCGAGACCCAUUUUCUGGUUUAAAAUGGCUCGGGUCGGUGGCU